CUGUAGUAUAUUGUAUAGAUAUAGGCUACUAUAGGAUACAAUACAAUAGCUGUAUAAAAUAUACUCUACUCUGUAUAGUUAUUUCAGGCAUUAGUAAAAGAAACAUCACAAUGUUUUUACCAUAUUUUCUGUUAUUUAUAACUCUACAAAACAUCUAUUGCUACAAAACAACACAAAACCCAACGAGUAAUUUCAAGCAUUUAUCAUCAAAACCAUCAGAUCAAGUAAUUCCUGCAAGAUACAAGGUAACCAGCAAAACAAACUAUGAUAAUCCAACACAAGGUUUUCCAUCAGAAUAUUUCCCUGAAGUAGAAUAUCCAGAAAGCAUAGCUGAUUCAUCAAAGCCCUUUUAUAUGAACACAAGUCCUUUCUCUGAUGACGUGAAAUCAUCGUUCAAUUCACUCAUCGCUCAGGGCAACAGGCCUAAGCCUGACAAAAGUCAAGAAAAAUUGACGCUUCUAACACAAAAAGUGAAAGAAGCAACCGACACAAAAGGAAAUGAAAUCAAUUCGAAUGAAACGAGCACAAACGAAACUGUUCAAGAUAACACUAUAUUAGAUUUAGACAAUGAUACAGUUGAGUUGGAGGUUCCCUAUUUUGAUAAUAGUACGGAGAACAUGUUCAGGAAUGGGUCAAAAACGAACCAAUCUAUGGUAGACAUUGAAGAAUGGGGUCUUGUUGCUGAAUUACUUAAAGACCUGGACGAAUUUAUGAAGAAUAUAACGAUCAUAGAAGAAGAAUUUCAAGAUGUUAACAAUACAACAGUCGAAAGUGAUACUGACGAAUCAGAAUUAAUAAGUCCAAACAAUGAGACUAUUGUUGAAUUCGAUGGAAAUUCUUUCCAUUCAGAAGGGCAUGAUCAAAUAAGGAUGCCAUUAUUUGAAGGUUUGGACGAUACAAAUGAUACUGCGGCUAAUAUAACUUCAUUAUUUAAUGAGAAUAACAUAGAUACUAGUACUGCUGAGGAUAUGCAAAGUGAUAUUUGAAACAUUGGGAAGAUUGCCAACGAAACUAAUACUUCUUGUACUGGUAGUUGAGCUUUUACAGUUUUGUUCUAGUUUCAAAGUGUAGGCUGUUGGACUUCGAACGAAGAAGUUCAUACAAUAUUAUCAUAUCAUAUUAUGAGAAACAUAAAUAUUAAAAACGUAUUUAUAAAGUUUAAUAAAAUGUGUAAUGUCCAUAACUUCACGCUUUUUAAUUGUAUAAAAACUAAACUAAUUAUUUUAAGAUUAAAUGUUAACUUCUAAUUUACGCAGGUUAUGAAUGAACCACAUCGUCACAUGUACUAAACUAACGACAGAAAACAUCCAGAAGUAUUAUUUUGUAUGGACAAAUAAUGUAUUGUAGUGUACACAUUUACAUUUUAUUUUACUUACCAAAAACCAGUAACGAAAAUAGCUUAUUUGUGAA
Molecule: messenger RNA, 1410 nt
Organism: Spodoptera litura
Lineage: Eukaryota; Metazoa; Arthropoda; Insecta; Lepidoptera; Noctuidae
Source: RefSeq, a predicted model, not a curated record